Molecule: messenger RNA, 1445 nt
Organism: Octopus sinensis (East Asian common octopus)
Lineage: Eukaryota; Metazoa; Mollusca; Cephalopoda; Octopoda; Octopodidae
Product: E3 ubiquitin-protein ligase MIB1-like
Exons: 9
Coding region: 1-1239 (412 amino acids)
Biological process (GO): signal transduction
Molecular function (GO): protein binding
Source: RefSeq, a predicted model, not a curated record
AUGUUUCUAUCUUUUACUCUCAGCCGUCGUUUUGAAGCCGUGGAGCUCUUACUAUCUCGGGGCAGCGAGGUGAAUGGGAAGAGCAAGGAUGGCAGGACUCCUCUCCAUUUGGCUGCAGACUCAUCUCAGGAAUGGACAGAUUGUGUGAGAGCAUUAAUGCAGCAAAGCACUGUUGAGGUCAAUGCACGGUCUAAUGAUGGUCAAACACCGCUGCACCGGGCCUGUUGGUGGGGACACUUGCACACUGUCGACAUGUUGUUGGGUCACAAUGGCAUCGAUGCCAACGUGGUGGACAGCGAUGGAGACACACCACUGCAUGUGGCAGUUCGGGGGCGAAACGAUAAAUUGGUGUCUGUGAUGCUGAACCAGGGGUCUGUUCAGUUGGAUAUUCAGAACAAAAAGAAAAUGACACCAUUGCUUGAAGCCGUUUCCCGGGGUCACCUCGGAAUGACACACAAGCUUAUAGCCCUGGGUGCAAACAUAAAUGCUGUUGAUGGUGAUGGUAACAGCUGUUUGCACCUUGCUGUGAAAAGAAAAGUGUUUAAUUCUGAGGGUGCACCCAUGGAUUUACUAAACGAAUUCUGCACUGUCCUUAACCUGAAAAAGAAUAGAAGGCUCUCUGGUAUAGUGGUUGCUAGAUAUCUCAGCAGCCAGGGAGCUGACUUUCACCAUAAAAACAACAACAAUAACACACCAUUGGACCUCAUUAAGGACCCAAAUUUGAGAAAAAAAUUAGAAACAUUUUCACCACCACAAUGUGUGUUUUGCGAAGACGAAGUGGCCACAGAGACGUUCUUUCCAUGUAAACAUCUUUCGCUCUGUAAGAAAUGCUGUCCCCCAAAGAUACCUAAACGAUGCCUCAAGUGUGGACAGAAGUUAACGAGCAAAAAUAGUUUGGAGGCUCCAACGCGUGGGAAGUUCACGACGGUGUCAGAGCCUACAUCCUCUAAAUCACAGCCAGUUGAGUCUCCAGUGUUAGAUGAAAAGUUUCUCCAAGAUGUCGCACAAAAUUUAGGAGGAAAAUGGCAACAAGUCGGAAGAGAAUUAGGAAUUAAAACUGUUCGAUUGGAAAUCAUCAAAAAUGACAAUCCCUUUGACACCGUUGAACAGAGCUUCCAGAUGCUGUGGAGAUGGUUUACACAUUGUGAUCCAGAGACACGAACACACAGAACACUCAGAAAAGCUCUUGAGAAAUGUAAGUGUUUCGAUGCACUCGAAUGUCUACCUCAGACGAUGUAAAAUUUUGUGUAAAUGAUGUAAUUGUCUAAUCCGAGGUCAAUCGUGACCAAACCGAGACCUAUAAUCAAAUGUCUUCUAGCCAGAGCCCUCCUGGCUUUACCCUUAAUGUAGAGAGCCCAGAAUCACGUGUCCUAUCUGUCCUUCUUUAAAGUGAUAAUUGUGAAUUGGGGAGGAUUUAGGUACUAAUUCUAGCAGAUCUAUCUACC